This is a messenger RNA of Daldinia childiae, 564 nucleotides long. RefSeq lists its product as uncharacterized. NCBI's taxonomy places the organism in Eukaryota, Fungi, Ascomycota, Sordariomycetes, Xylariales, Hypoxylaceae. The record is from RefSeq and is a predicted model, not a curated record. Bases 1 to 564 code for a protein of 187 amino acids. The transcript has 2 exons.
AUGUCUCGAAGUUCCACCCCUACACAAGCCGAUUUCGAUGCCACAAGGGCCGAGGAGGAAGCACGAAUUAUCCACAAGGCGGGCUCGCGUAUUGAGAAGCAUGUUGCUGUUCUAGCCGCAACAUCCAGGGCUAGGUUCCAACAACAUCCGGAUGAUAUGGAACAUAUCAUAGCUAUUCGCGGAGGCAGGGCAAGCGGUCGAGUCUCGCCGACGGAUAUGUUUCUAAAAAACAAGGCUCUAAAUUCGGAACGAAAGGGUUGCCAAGACCGACAACGCUGCAUCAGAGCUGCAGCAAAAUCUCUCGCGUCUAAGUAUAACGACGACAAUGAUGAUGAGCUGGAAGCUCCUGGUACAGUCCGUCGGAAGAUACCAGUUACCGCUCGCAGAGUAGCUCCGCCGGCCCCCUCAACCGACGACGACGACGAGCAACAGGAAAUUGCCUCUAGUCGUCGCAAACCAAAGGCUACCAGUAUCAAGGAUAUCACCGGGUUGUUUCGAAAGCUUAAGUUGAGCGUCGGCGAUGAACGAAAGGCGGAAAGGAAGAAGCACGGGAAACGGGCAUGA